Molecule: messenger RNA, 2949 nt
Organism: Fomitopsis serialis
Lineage: Eukaryota; Fungi; Basidiomycota; Agaricomycetes; Polyporales; Fomitopsidaceae
Exons: 12
Coding region: 1-2949 (982 amino acids)
Biological process (GO): regulation of exocytosis; regulation of protein secretion; establishment of cell polarity
Cellular component (GO): cytoplasm; plasma membrane
Molecular function (GO): syntaxin binding; GTPase activator activity; myosin II binding
Source: RefSeq, a predicted model, not a curated record
AUGUCUCCGUACACUAUACCCUCCGAUGCAUGGGCGCAAUACGAAAAGAAGACGCAAGCAAGUGGAAUGCCAGCAAUUCAUACAUCUGGAUCAGAGCAAAUUGUGGACAUAGUUAUACAUCCUAGGGAUCUCAACUUGUUAUUCGUGGCAUAUGGAGGUAUGAUCGUGGACAUCCUACUACCACGUCGACCUCCAGUCACUGCACUGACAAUUCAUCCGUCUGGCCAUGUUCUGGCAGUAGGCCAUGCAGAUGGGACCAUCGCAUUCUGGGCGCUCGAAGACGAGGAUCAUCCCCUUUACGUUCGAACUCUAGAUGAAGAGGAAGAUGUCUUCGCAGUAGAUGUCACUAAACUCGAGGCAGCAUUACCCUCCGGCGACAGCUCUGGAGCAAAAGAGAGACUCGCGGAGAUCCGGGAACCCAUCUUCAAGCUGGCUUGGAGCGGCUUCCCCAAUUCAAGCGAUCCCCGCGGCGGCGACACUGUACUCACCGUCCUCGGUGGUUUGGGCCCGGACUCAUCACCAGGUCUCACAGCCUUCCUGCUACCUCCUCUCAAUUCUCCCGCACCGCCUGACGCAACAACGGCCAAGAUGCCCUCGCAGCCACCCCUUCAUCCUGAUGUUCGCGCGGCUAUGCAAGAAAUUCUGUUCCCUCUAGACUCCCACACCUACCACACUCCAGGUGCGGUGCAAGAUUUCUUACUCAUACCGCGAUCCAGUCCGCACUUCUCUGGGACUUGGGAUCCGUGCGCUGUCCUGCUACUCUCGGACAGCGCUCUAGACACCACUGGUGUCACGCGUGUCGUCGAUGCGUAUGAGUUCCCGCCCCCCGCCUUCGUAGCGUCUUUGAUGAAACCGGCAAUGCCUGGCGCUGCGGACUUGGAUGACCCUUCAGUAGCACUUAGCCAAGAGUUGGCAACGACCCUCGAAAGCAUGGCUCUGUCUGCAGAUCCGCGACAGCUGCGCUUGCCGUGGGCUUUCUCAACUGUAGAUGGAAGCAUGCUGUUCAAGAUAGACAAAGAGGCGUAUGGAAGGCUGAUGGAGGAAAGUUUGGAUGACGCGCUGCCUAUCAAAGGAGGUAAGGCCUGGGUAGAGGAUACCGAAGGCCAGAUGAAGCUCAUGAAGUUCCAGCCGCACCACAUCUUGGUCACACACGACCACGACCUUGUCAUUCGCUUCCAGGACCUAAGUGCACAACUGCUGACCAGUUCAUCCGAUUCGCCUGUACAGUCUUCUUUUCCAAAUGCCCUGUCGGCCUUGACGAUUGAACUUGGACCGCUACUUCACGACCCCUCGCUCAGGCUCUCAGCUCUACCGUCGUCGGCCGAGUCCAUCCAUUCUGCUCAAUCCGUACACUCGUCGCACUCCGUUCAGUCUCCGCAUUCCCCUGCAUCCCCUGCGUUCUCCGGAAGUGGUGAAACGAGCGCUGUCAGUCAUGAUCCCUCUGCUGUGCAGUCCAUCCAUCUCGCUCCCGAAUCCCUGGAGUGUGUUGCUGUACUGAACAAUGGCACAGUCAUCUUAAACCAACUUGAUGCUGAAGGCACCUCCAGCCCCUCGGAGAUCUCGGAUGAAGAGCUAGUCUCCCUCACGCAUGUCCCUGUACGAAGUAAACUGCGAUAUCGCCCUUACCUGGGCGUCAGAGCGGGAUGGGGCCAGGUCAGCGCGUGUGGAGUUUCAGACAUUGACCCAACGCCCCGCAUCCGCCUUAUUGCUACCACGUCUUCCGGUUCUGCGUCGAUCUACACCGUCACGCGCUCAUCAUCUGGCGCGUUUGCGAUUCCCGAUCCCCCAACACCCGUUGACGCUGCGUCCCACACACUCUCCUCCGGCUCAUUCGUGGUCGAUGCAAAGAGCGGCGCUCGGGUCGCUGCUGACCGGCAAGGGCUUUCCACGGUCUUGGAAGCCAGUGGUGCCGAGGGCGCGGGCAGACGGUGCGUGUGGGUCAGUGCGGGGAUGAAAGGCGGAUGUGCGUUGGUUGCGUUCACAGACCGCGGCGAAGCGCUCGUCUAUUCGCUUCCUUUCCUUGAGUACCUACACACGCUCCAGCUACCAGAGACUUCCCUCUCGCACGUCUCCGCCGACUCGACCGGCGACUACCUAACACACAUCGUCGACCCGACCACCCGGAUCGUUCGCCAAACUAUCUACGGCACCCUCUUCGCCACGCGACGUGCGGCGCCUUAUGCCGCCCCACUCGUCGACUUUAUGGUCGGCCACGGCGCCGUGCCCUCGCAACCUGCGCCCGUCCCGCUCGAGCCACAAACCGUCAUCGGCUCCGUGCUCGGGUACCUCGGGCGCGGCGUCACGACGGGCGUAGAGAUCGACAUGUUGUUGGCAGGCCCGGAUAGGCCGGAACCGCCGAAGUCGAUAUACGACCCGACGGGUCGUGUGCCGGCUGCAUCACGCGAUGGGAAGGCGAAAGACGUGGACCAGGGUGGCGCAACCGCGUCGUCGGUGAAGGCUGCGUCGGCGCAGAUGUCGAGCGGCGCACUCGGGAACCUCGAAGAACAAUUCAACUCGCUGGAGCAGGGCAGUAAAAGCAUGGUCGCGCAGCAUGCCGAAGAAGCCGUCCUCGCGCGACGUCUCGCGUUUAUGUUCCCAUUCCUCGGUGUGCUUCGUGACCAGGUGCUCGAGUUGACAGUCUGGUGCCACAUGCAAUGCGGUGUCCCAUCAGCUCAGUACAUGUGGUGCCGAAGCGGUGCUGAGUACCUUCGUGGGAGAGCCUGUGGGGUCGCGGUAGUACGCGACGUCUUGGUCCACGAGGAUGGUGCUCUUCGGGACAGAUGGCGGGUUCUCGAGGACACGGAACUUCGAAUGGCGAGAUGGAUGACGGACCUUGACGAGACCGUUGAAUUGAGCACGAAUCGACUGUAUACCUUCGGCAAUGCCGAUGGGGUCGUGGAAGACAGCAUUUUCUGUGUAGAUCUUGUAGGUUUCCUAUACUCUCGGUGA